Microthlaspi erraticum is the source of this 1224-nucleotide messenger RNA. Lineage: Eukaryota; Viridiplantae; Streptophyta; Magnoliopsida; Brassicales; Brassicaceae. The record is from the annotation of a GenBank genome assembly.
AUGGGGAAAUCAGAUGAAAACAGCCUCGGUUUGGUUGGAUCAAUGAAUCUCCAAGGCGGAGGAGGGAAGAUCAUGCCGGCGGCGAAUACAGGACCGACCAGAAGGGCACUGAGCGCUAUUAACAAGAACAUCAUCGAACCUCCGUCUUACCCUUAUGCUGUCAACAACAAGAGAUCACUUUCCGGAAGGAAUGCCAUCUGUAACAAGCCGCCUGUGCAUCGGCCAAUCACUAGGAAGUUUGCUGCUCAAUUAGCUGAUAACAAGCCUCAAAUCCGGGAUGAGGAAAACAUCAAUGUGGAUGAUAAUGAUAAGGAAGAAGGAGGCGACUUUAAUGAGCCAAUGUUUGUGCAACACACGGAAGCAAUGAUGGAGGAGAUUGAAAUGGAAGACGCUGAGGAAAAAGAAGAGCAAGUGAUCAACAUUGACGCUUGCGAUGAGAAGAAUCCUUUGGCUGUAGUUGAAUACAUCGAAGAUAUAUACAACUUCUACAAGAAAAUUGAGGAACAUAGUUGCGUGGCUCCUAACUAUAUGGAGAACCAGAAAGAUCUCAAUGAGAGGAUGAGAGGAAUCCUUAUUGACUGGUUGAUUGAGGUGCAUUACAAGUUUGAACUGAUGGAGGAAACCCUUUAUCUCACAAUCAGUGUCAUCGACAGAUUCCUUGCGGUUCAUCAAAUCGUGAGGAAAAAGCUUCAGCUUGUUGGCGUCACUGCUUUGUUGCUAGCUUGCAAGUACGAGGAAGUCUCAGUUCCAGUAGUUGAUGAUCUCAUCUUGAUCUCUGACAAAGCCUAUUCUAGAAGAGAAGUACUCGAUAUGGAGAAGCUAAUGGCCAACACCUUGCAAUUCAAUUUCUCUUUGCCUACUCCGUAUGUGUUCAUGAAACGGUUCCUCAAAGCUGCCCAAUCUGACAAAAAGCUUGAGGUUUUGUCGUUUUUUAUCAUCGAUCUUUGCCUCGUGGAGUACGAGAUGUUGGAGUAUCCUCCGUCCAAGCUAGCAGCCUCGGCAGUCUACACUGCGCAGUGUGCACUUAAUGGAUUUGAGGAAUGGAGCAAAACCUGUGAGUUUCACACAGGCUACAAGCAAGAACAGCUACUGGAAUGCGCAAGAAAGAUGGUUGCUUUCCAUCACAAGGCAGGAGCAGGGAAGCUGACAGGAGUUCACAGGAAGUACAACACAUCGAAGUUCUCUUAUGCUGCAAGAACUGAACCAGCUGGGUUUCUGCUUUAA